AUGAUGAAUUUUUACAGAAAUUUAAUGCGUAGUAAAGCCAAUUCUUUAAAGCACAUUGAUAUUGAAGCUAUGAAGGAGGGCCACCAAUUCACUAUAGACCAAGGGAAGAUUCUUACUGCUAAAGUUUUUGAUGAAGAGAUUGUAAAAGCAUUACAGGGUAUUGGUGGUUUGAAGAGUCCUAGAAUUGAUGGGUAUAGGGCUAAGUUUUUUAAAGCUAGCUGA
Messenger RNA from Lathyrus sativus (Indian pea), 222 nucleotides. The record is from the annotation of a GenBank genome assembly. NCBI's taxonomy places the organism in Eukaryota, Viridiplantae, Streptophyta, Magnoliopsida, Fabales, Fabaceae.